Molecule: messenger RNA, 1336 nt
Organism: Cuscuta campestris
Lineage: Eukaryota; Viridiplantae; Streptophyta; Magnoliopsida; Solanales; Convolvulaceae
Source: the annotation of a GenBank genome assembly
GGCAGUAAGUUGGGGUCAUCAAUGACAAGUCAGAUGAUUUUACUCACUCAUCCAGCCAGGAGUUGGAUCUUUAUGAUUUUAUUGGAACUCUGUUCCUAACCAAAGUAGUCUGCUUGUAAGACGUGCCUCAGCCAAUUACAAGUAUGGUGAAAAGGUGUCCUGGUCCGGUUGAAGUAAUAUUGUUCGCCCAACACCAGACCAAGAGCUGAGAGCCCGGCUCAUCAGUUAGAACUAUGUUCCUACCUAAAUAGUUGUCUUGUGGAGUAACGCCCAAGCGGAACACAAGAUAAUGAAAUAUGGAUCUUGGCACACUAGAGGUUUCACCGGAAAUCUCCAAAUCAAUAUCGAGGGUUAUUGAUUUGUUAAAAAUAGUGGGAGAUAAUUAAUUAAAGGCCUAAUUAAUUAUUAAAAAUGAUAGAUAACCUAGUUUGCAAAAUUUUCUGUAGAUGGCAAACAACAACAACCCUUUCAACCUGCGUUACAUCCUGGAAAACAACAAGUUAUUAUCCGGGACCAACUUUCUUGACUGGGAGAUGAACCUCUGGAUCGUUCUUGACUGUGAGAGCAAACUCUACAUCCUCGAAACGGAUCCUCCCAAGACCCCUGAUGCUGAUGCUUGUGUGUUCGAACUCACUUCCUACAAGAAGUAUGAGGACGAUGCGCGAGAUGUAAAGUGUAUCAUUAUGGCCAGUAUGACCGCGGAGCUCCAAAGGCUCCACGCGGACAUGGAAGUGCGUCCUAUGAUACAAUGCUUAAGAGACCUUUACCAGGGUCAGCCCCAAAACUCAGGAAUUUACGUUAUCGAAGUCAAUAUGUCUGAUAUCACCUCUUGGGUGAUGGAUACUGGAUGUGGUUCUCACAUCUGUACUUCUAUGCAGAACUUGCAUGAAUGUAGACAAUUGACGGAGGGAGAGAUACAACUAAAAGUCGGCAAUGGCGCACUCAUCUAUGCAUUGGCCGUCGGAACCUAUAGUUUAUCUCUACCUAGUGGUCUUAUAUUGCAUUUGAAUAAUUGCCUGUUUGUACCUAAACCACAAGAAGAAGUCCCGAUAGUGUUGGAACCUGAGCAAAGAGAUCAAGCAAUUGAACCUCAAAUUGCUCAAGAUAUACCACGUAGGUCAGACCGGAUACGUAAUCCUCCGGUCAGAUAUGGAUUUCUCAUGUCUGAUGAAGGUGACGUCUUGUUGGUAGAUCAAGGCGAACCAGAGACCUACCUCGAGGCAAUUACAUGCCCCGAAUCCAAUCUAUGGCUCGAAGCCAUGAAAUCUGAAAUGGAGUCUAUGUACACAAACCAAGUCUAGACAUUGGUUGAUGUGCCCGAAGGGGUAAAGCCCAU